Messenger RNA from Trachymyrmex cornetzi, 1440 nucleotides. RefSeq lists its product as uncharacterized. NCBI's taxonomy places the organism in Eukaryota, Metazoa, Arthropoda, Insecta, Hymenoptera, Formicidae. The transcript has a single exon. The record is from RefSeq and is a predicted model, not a curated record. The coding region runs from base 1 to 1440 and encodes 479 amino acids.
AUGUUGACAGGACCCAUCGUCCAAAAUGAUCUUUUUGAUAUCAUUAUGCAAUUUAGAACUCACAAGGUGGUUUUUACAGCAGACGUACAACAGAUGUACAGGCAAUUUUUGAUCAACAAGGAGGAUCGUCCCUUCCAACGAAUACUGUGGCGAGACAGUCAAGAGGAGCCAUUACGCAUUUUCGAGCUCAACACCGUUACUUAUGGUACUAUGUCAGCGCCAUUCCUAGCAACCUGGGCCCUCUUGCAGUUAACGAAAAAAGAACAGCAUCGUUUUCCGAGAGGCGCAGAGGUUAUCAGUCGAGACAUGUAUGUAGAUAAUUUGCUGUCAGAAAUCCAAUCUUUGGAGCAAGCUUUACAACUCAAAGAGGAAAUUAUACAGCUGCUUCAAAGCGGAGGCUUAGUUCUGCGAAAGUGGAUAUCAAACGAUACGCAAUUCAUGCAAUCGUUCACUCAUCAGAACAACGAUCCACAUCUGUUAUUAAAUUUUACGAAGGUUCAAAAAACUUUAGGUAUUGGUUGGAUUCCACAACAGGAUCUAUUGGUGUAUCGAAUCAAUCUCACUCCAGAGCCGUCAAAAAUUACAAAACGUGUCAUAUUGUCUCAAAUAGCAACUCUCAUUGAUCCACUUGGUUUAUUGGAUCCCAUUAUAGUGGCGGCAAAGAUAUUUCUUUCACCCUGUGGAAAUUACAUCUUGGCUGGGAUGACAUGGUGCCUGUUACAAUGGAAUCACAUUCGAGAUGAACUACCAAUCAUUAAUCAACUAGCUUUCACUCGACAAAUCUGCAUUUCCGAUCCCAUCAAUGUUCAAUUACAUGCUUUCGCCGAUGCAAGCGAGGCAGCAUAUGGAGCAUGCAUCUUUCUCCGACCGACAAAUAAAAAAGGUUCUUAUUUGGUCAAUCUAGUGUGUUCAAAAAGCAGAGUAGCUCCCUUGAAGAGGAUCUCGUUUCCGCGUCUCGAAUUAUGUGCCGCAUUACUGUUGUCACGAUUAUUCACCGCUGUGCGCGACACUAUCGGGCUACCACUUCAGAGAAUCAUCCUCUGGUCGGAUUCCACAAUUAUAGUCUUACAAUGGAUUCAGACGCCACCACAUCGUCUCAAAACGUUCGUAGCGAAUCGCAUCACAAAAAUUCAGCAGCAUACCAAGCAUCUUGAAUGGAGACAUGUUCCCUCCAACGACAACCCUGCUGAUAUUAUCUCGAGAGUAUUAACGCCCAAGCAACUCAUGAAAUCACAUUUAUGGAAGCAUGGUCCACCAUGGCUCGGCCAACAGGAGGAAAACUGGCCAAAUCAAGAAAGAUCCAUACCAGAUAUAUCAGAACUACAAACUUUCAUCAGCAGUAGCAGCAACAACGAUACCUGGACCUUACAUUGUUUUUCAACCAUCGAUACACUUCAACGCAUAAUAGCUUGGUGCUACCGAUUCAUUCGUAAUUCUUAA